AUGUGGACCAUCAUCAAGCGAUACCAAGUGGGGGACAUCGCCGUGGACGGCGUGUCGGGCAAAGAAGGGCUACUGCUGUGGUGCAAUCAGUUGCUGGCGCCGUUGCAUUUUCACGUGAGCAACUUUACGACCAACUGGAGCAACGGUGUCGCAUUUUGCUACCUCGUACAUGCGUUGCAGCCAGCGUUGUUGCCGAAUGUGGUCGACUGGUGCGAUCUCCAUUCGGCCAUGGAGAACCUUGCGACAGCGUUUUCGCUGCUGGAAGCGCAUUUUGCCAUC
Molecule: messenger RNA, 279 nt
Organism: Aphanomyces astaci
Lineage: Eukaryota; Oomycota; Saprolegniomycetes; Saprolegniales; Verrucalvaceae
Exons: 2
Biological process (GO): actin cytoskeleton organization
Cellular component (GO): plasma membrane; cell junction; cell projection
Molecular function (GO): actin filament binding
Source: RefSeq, a predicted model, not a curated record